AGCGAGCCCGUGGCGCAGGCAGCGAUAAAGCUAACAAAUGGUGGAUGCUAGCUAGCUGUUAGCUGUUAGCUUAAUUAGCCUGCACGGUUUGUUUGGGAGGGGGAUGCUCUCGUUUGCUCUUUGUCUUCCCCCGGGGAUACACACACACACACACACACACACACACACACACACACACACGUGGUUGCACACACACUGCAAGCUGCCAGAGGGGCUAGCUGUUACCACCAGAUAGUGAAAGAAAUCAUUUGUAGAUUAGCUGUCAUUGAUGUGGGUCAUUGCUGGGGGGGGGGGGGGUCACAGCGGUACCGUAAACCACAGACGCCACAGUGCCAUCAUGUCGUUAACAUGCCGACACUGUGUGGAUACAUCGGCGAUCCUGUGGACAGGAUACAGAGGCAGGGGCUGUCGCCUCUGGCACUAGAUCUGAAAGGGAAUGAGAUUCAUGCCGUUCAAGGUGUCAUCCUGCACUGAGACUGUGAUGAUGAUGAUGAUGAUGGAGAAGUCCUUAUCUGUAACUAGCACAGAAGUCACUGUUCACCCUGCCUUUAGAGAGAGAAGGAAAUGACUCAGCUGAGUGUCCGUCGCUGGACACCCAAACACGUCGCCAAGUGGCUGAAAGAAGAGGGCUUCUGUGACUACGUGGACCUGCUGUGCAACAGACACCGACUGGACGGCACCAGUCUGCUCGCCCUCAGCGAAUAUGACCUCCGCUCGCCGCCUCUGGAGCUCAAGGUGCUGGGGGACAUCAAGCGCCUGAUGGUGUCGAUCCGCAAACUUCAGAAACAGAACAUUGACUUGCUGGAGGAGCUCGGUCUUCCCUUCGAUGGCCACUCGCCCACCGGCUCCGGGGGCAGUUUGGAGUGGCUGUGUAACGGGGACCCGGGCAGAGACUGUGACAGCACUGACACGGCACCGGUUGGAGAGGAGUAUCACCAGUACACGAAUGGAAAGUACAAGCAGCAGACGAGGCGUCUGGAUCCAGAGUACUGGAAGACAGUGCUUAGUUCCAUCUAUGUGGUGUUUGUGUUUGGGUUCACAUCCUUUGUCAUGGUCAUAGUACAUGAGAGGGUGCCCGACAUGCGCACAUACCCUCCCCUGCCAGAUAUUUUCCUAGACAGUGUGCCCAGAAUACCAUGGGCCUUUGCCAUGGCUGAGGCAUGUGGAGUGAUCCUCUGUAACAUCUGGUUGCUUGUUCUGCUGCUGCACAAACACAGAUCCAUCCUGUUGCGGCGGAUGUGCAGCCUCAUGGGGACGGUGUUCAUGCUGCGCUGCAUCACCAUGUUUGUCACUUCCCUGUCAGUGCCAGGACAGCACCUGCAGUGCUCGGGAAAGAUAUAUGGCGACAUGUGGGCCAAACUAAAGCGAGCUGUGGCCAUCUGGAGCGGCUUUGGGAUGACCCUGACCGGAGUGCAUACCUGUGGUGACUACAUGUUCAGCGGUCACACUGUGGUCCUCACCAUGCUCAAUUUCUUUGUCACAGAAUACACUCCACGGAGUUGGAACUUCAUUCACACCUUGUCCUGGGUCCUCAAUCUUUUUGGCAUCUUCUUCAUCCUGGCUGCACAUGAACACUACUCCAUCGAUGUGUUCAUCGCCUUCUACAUCACCACCAGACUCUUCCUGUACUACCACACUCUAGCCAACACCCGGGCCUACCAGCAGAGUCGACGAGCUCGCAUUUGGUUCCCAAUGUUCUCUUUCUUCGAGUGCAAUGUCAGAGGACCCGUUCCGAACGAGUACUGCUGGCCCUUCUCGAGACCCGCCGUGAUGAGGAGAGUGAUUGGAUAAAGAACAGGAGUGACAGCGGUACUAACAGAAACUACUUAACCCAUAGUGUUUUCCCUGCUUUGUGAAGUUGCCAACUGAGGUGGUGUGUGAUGUCCUCAUCAAGAAAGACAACUGAAAGACAUCCUGUGGGCACCAAAGCCUGAUGGGAUGCACAGAGCCAUACCUUCUUACAUUCUGGGACUUAGUGUUGAACCUGCCACCAAUUUUGGGAGGAUUAAACUAAAUCCACAAAACCUGCCAAGUUUAAAAGCCCUGUUAACACUUUCUGCUGGAUUUGAAAACUAAACGCUGGGGAUACAGCACGUCUCAUUGAUUGGGUCAAAAGGGAUAUCAUUUUAUCAUUAAUGUAGCACACUCUUUGGUACCUCCCAACUUGAAAACAUAGUAUUUGGACAUAGAAUUAAGAUGUAUCUAAACGUUUUCGGGCAGCAGUGUUCCUAAUCCUUUCCAGCAGUUAACCAUUUCCCAUGCAAUUAAUAAUAAUUUCAAGGUUUGGAUCUUGAUUCUUGACUGAAAGUUUUGUAUUACGUCUCACUUUAAUUCAUCAAAACAUAACUCUGUGGACCACUGUUAAAGCAAUAUGUAAAGAGCUACCUUACACCAUUUUUUAUUUCUGUAUAGCAGUUUUUCCAUCAUGGUGAGUAUCGGAUGUGAUGAAAGUCUCCUGCAUUCCUUGAGAUUAUGCUUACAUUUUGACAGUGUUGCUAAAUGCUAACAGAGAAACCCAUGGCUCAUCGUUAGAUAAACAACAUUAACUCUUUUGUUUUUAUUGUUUAUGUUGCCUGUUUUUUCUUUGUCAGAUCUAGAAAAGAUACAUUCAAGAAAUGUCUUUUUCAGCCAAAACCAUGGAAUGAAUUAUUUUUCCAGGUGUCUUAAAUAUAACUCCAUUUGCCAAUUAUCUUUAGCAUCACUAUAGUUUUCUCUGUGUAGAUAUGUCCCAAAUCUUAUAAUUUUUACUGUCGGGUAGUUGUAUAGUGCUUUUCUAAAUUGUCAUACACUGUAAAUGACGAGAGCCAUUUACCAUUUGAGCUUUACCAGAUAGUAAUUCUUUGACAUUAAUCUGUAGUUGUUUUUAAAAAGGACCCGUACAUUUGUAGGUAUUUGUUUAUAUUAAUUUAUUUCAUUUUGUAAAUGUUGAUAGGUAUUUUUAUAUUUCAUGUACAGUUGCAGCAACAUGCACAUGGAGAAAUGUUUACAGUUGCUCGUAACUAUGGAUUUGUUUGAAACACAAUGUGCUAUUUAAGUGUAAUGUUCUUGUCAGAAGGGCCUCUAUUUCACUGAGUGAAAAUUGCCACAGUAAGAUGCAGUAAGAUAUGUUGUCAUUGAUCUGGUCAUUACAGCAGAAAAUGCUCUUAUGUUCAUAUGCCCCUGCAAAGCCACUUAACUUGUUUCAUGUCUCCUUCAGUAAUUUCCAUCAUUAAAGUGCUGAAAUCAAA
This is a messenger RNA of Scophthalmus maximus (turbot), 3227 nucleotides long. Its product is annotated as sphingomyelin synthase-related protein 1. Bases 565 to 1791 code for a protein of 408 amino acids. Gene Ontology annotation, molecular function: ceramide cholinephosphotransferase activity; sphingomyelin synthase activity; protein binding. The transcript is spliced from 6 exons. Gene Ontology annotation, cellular component: endoplasmic reticulum membrane; Golgi membrane. Lineage: Eukaryota; Metazoa; Chordata; Actinopteri; Pleuronectiformes; Scophthalmidae. Gene Ontology annotation, biological process: ceramide biosynthetic process. The record is from RefSeq and is a predicted model, not a curated record.